Molecule: messenger RNA, 2767 nt
Organism: Perca fluviatilis (European perch)
Lineage: Eukaryota; Metazoa; Chordata; Actinopteri; Perciformes; Percidae
Gene: card19
Product: caspase recruitment domain family, member 19
Exons: 6
Coding region: 62-604 (180 amino acids)
Cellular component (GO): mitochondrion
Source: RefSeq, a predicted model, not a curated record
UCCCUGCCUACGAGGUGACGUCAGGGGGCGUGUCCACACAAAGGACAGAGGGGACUCCACAAUGGGAGACAGUUUUCAAGAGCAGCUGAUAGAGGACAGCGCCUUCCUCAAAGCUGACCGGAGACUGGACACCGAGCUGCUGGACAAACUCAUCCUGCAGCUCAACAGAAUCUACCCGCAGAUCCUCUCAGACAGGGAGGCCACCAAAUUUCGAAACUUGGACGUGCCCACAAGUGUUCGAGUGGGUGAGCUCCUGUCACACCUGCAGGGGAAAGGAGAGGAAGCAUGUAGGGAGUUUUACAGAGCUCUUCACUUGCAUGUAGAGGAGGUGUACUACAGCUUGCCCACACGGCUGCGCCUCAGAGAUUCCUUAGAUCCACUUGCUUAUCCACGUGUCUACCAACGGAGAUAUGUUCAAAACGACAGAGGUCCCCUUUUCUUUCUGGGCUGUUUCAGCGUUGCAGUGGGAAUGGCUUUACUCUAUUACUACAGUGAGGCUAAAGUGACGGGAGGUAGCCGGGCCCUUGGGAUGGCGGCUCUGGGAUUGAAAAGAAAGGCUCAGGAGGUUCUCAUAUGGUACACUGAAGAAAGCCUCAUGAAGUAAGGGGGGGGGGCGCUUCUUCACACCAGGUGCCUCAGCAGUACUCCUCUUAUGAAAGCUAGUUGUACCAAAGCACAACACACUAUAUAUUUUUCCACAGUUGAGUACUAAUUUUGUACACAGUUGUAUUUACUAUUUUGCUUGUGAUCUAAAAUGAGAAAGGUGGGGUAAAUUUAGAGCUACAUUUGGCACUUUGCUCUUAUUUCCUCAUAUGUUGAUACCUAUUUAAGUGGGUUAAAGGGACUGAAUACACUCGAGGGAUGAACACAGUGAAUUCACAAACAACCUGAUUAAACAAGUUGUUCUCACUACAAUCUUCAAAUGUGGCUUAAAACGCUUUUACAAACCAAUUAAACAACGGAAAUAUCGACUGCACUGGUGACAAAAUGAGGGAUUUUAAAUAACAAAAUAUUAACAAGUAGAGGUACAUUCUUGACUAUAUACGAUCCGAUUUUUCCAGCACUACAAAAAUGAUAACCUCAAAUGCAUCAGUACAUUUUGCAGCCAUAUAAUAAUAAUCCUUCAAUGCAGAAAGCAACAACCUGCAGUGUAUGUAUGUGCUUCCUUACACGUUGUUGCUAAGAGUAAUUUAUUACAUUUAUUUUUGGUAAUUAAGAAUUAUACUUUCUUUUUUUCUCAGUUACUUACCACUGAUGUCAAGCAUACUAAAAUACUCUUCCAUGUACUCCCCAAAUUGAGUUAGAAACAAAGAUGAGGCAGAGCUCUUUGUAGAACAUAACCGCCCUCUUGUGGCCAAAAGUGAACUACAUCACCAAAAUGUGUUGGCUUGUUUUUCUUUCAUAAGAGCGUCUCAAGAGUAAUGUGAACCGACAGAAAUAAUAUUGAGCUGUGUCAGUAUAGUAAUACCAGAGACGGUUCAGAAAGCAUCUUUGGUGAUACUUUAGACGGACUUUGCGGUCACAUGAUUGUUUCUACCAAUGAUAUUCCGUUCUACUAGCGCAGUGCAUUAUGGGUAGAGUUACAACCUAAUCCAAAACCAUAGAUAUAUAAAAUCCACAACAUACUAAUGUCGAAUGAAGAUUAGUAAUAAUGAUUCGUUAACACAUAUCAACCUGUAAUACAACAGCUGUGUUUAACAGAUGUAAGUAUUAAUAAACCAGGGAAUUGCACCGUAAGUGAAACCAUGUUACAUAUUACAGUAUAUAUAUAGUGACGUGCUACUUUAUUAAAGCGUGUUGUAUGAAAGGAGAGAAGGUUAGCACUCCCCUUGACAAGGAUGGAAUUGGCCCUAGUGGCCAUCAACACACAUACGGUUAAGGCACUGCCACCUACUUCGUGGCAUCUAUAACCAUAUUUUUUCAUUUGUAUAAUUUUGACUUCAGUUAAACGAUUCCCUACUACCUUUAACUUCGUAUUCACGGAUCUCAAACCGUGCCUCUUGUUUUCGCCAUGUAGUCAAAGAUCGGAAGCAUGCCUGCAUAUUUUCCCGUGUCUUUGUUUCCGCUGGGUCGGGCAGGAUAGGAACUUUCAUUUUACCAUUUUGGCCUGUAGCAUUUAGCCCACUGCUGCAGACACGGACGAUUACUUUAACGUUUACGCUUGGUCUGCUGUCUAUCGCACAGAAGUUGUACACUCAUUUUGUGAGAGUUUAAGUAAAAGUACAUUAUGUUUAUGAAUUCCACGCAGCUAUUGGUAGUGUGGAUAUUAUUUUGUUCCUACUGUGCCUUACUACCGAGUAUAUACUAAGUUAGUUUCUGAUAAGCCUUUUUAUUUAUUUUUUACUGACUAGCAGUAAAUUAAUUUACCCCAAUCAGGCAGAUUUUAAUGACAUUUCUCAGGCUAUUUGUAAACAAUUUAUUUAAAAUGUAUGACUAGAGAAGGGUCUCUAAACAUACCAGUAACUAGCAUGAUGGUGCUUUGUUAAACUGUAUUUAUUUGUGGUUUUCUUUAUGGUUAAAGUUCAGGAUCUCAGAAGCCAAUACCCCAAACACAGAAAAACAUUUAUUCAAUGUGCAUGGCUUUGUUGUUAUUCUUGUACUCAACAAUUUUGUAAUAUUACUCUAAAACGAAAUAUUGAUAAUCGAUUUCUGAUGUUUGUCAAUUAAUGUCUACUAUUUAAGUCCAGUGCCUGACAGUUUGUCACAUUCUGUGUGUUGUACUGUGUUGUGUAAAAAUGCCUUAAAUAUAAAAGUGCCAUCAUUUGUA